AAAGUGAAAAAUGGGGAUAGUGAAGUCAUUAUUUGAAUUCUUUCUCUCUCCUCCUCCUCCUCUCUCUCUCCUCUCUCCCAACAAACUUUGAAAUUCUGACAGCUUCCAAGCUUUGGCCUACCAUCGCCAUUCACCAUUCUUCUUCUUCUUCUUCUUCUUCUUCCCCUUUUCCUUCUCUGAUUUCUGUAGCCAAAGCCAGAAAUCAACAACAACAAGCAGAAGAAUCAUCAUCAUUAUCAUCGUCAUCGUCAUCGUCAUCCUCAUACUCAUACUCAUCCUCAUUCAACCGGAGCCAUGUCAGGCUAUGUUGGCAUUCUCGUCUCAGAUCCAUGGCUCCAGAAUCAGUUCACUCAAGUCGAGCUCCGGAGUCUUAAGUCUCAUUAUAUGAGUAUGAAGAGAGAGAACGGUAAGCUUAAACUUGGAGACUUGGCUUCUAAGAUGUCGAGGCUUAAAGUUGUCGGAGAGAAUCUUACGGAGCAAGAGAGAGCUUCUUUUAUACAAGAUUUGUAUCAGAAUCAGGAUGAUGAAGUCGAUUACGAAUUCUUCCUUAAAAUUUAUCUGAAAUUGCAAGCUCAUGCAAGUGCUAGAACCGGAAGUACUGGUGCGAAAACUUCAUCGGCAUUUCUUAAGGCCGCCACCACUACUUUGCUUCAUACAAUUAGCGAAUCCGAGAAGGCAUCUUAUGUCGCACAUAUCAACAAUUACCUUUCACAAGAUAAAUUUCUUAAGAGAUACCUCCCUAUAGACCCUUCCACGAACAAUCUAUUCGAGAUUGCAAAGGACGGAGUUCUUCUCUGUAAACUAAUCAAUGUGGCGGUUCCUGGAACUAUUGAUGAUCGUGCAAUCAAUACAAAGGCUGUGCUCAACCCUUGGGAAAGAAAUGAAAACCAUACACUUUGCCUCAAUUCUGCAAAGGCCAUUGGAUGCACUGUAGUAAAUAUUGGAACACAGGAUUUCAUUGAAGGAAGGCGGCAUCUUGUACUUGGACUUAUAUCUCAGAUUAUUAAGAUACAAUUAUUGGCAGACCUCAACCUCAAAAAGACCCCUCAGUUGGUGGAGUUGGUUGAUGAUAGUAAGGAUGUGGAGGAGUUGAUGAGCCUACCUCCGGAAAAGAUCUUACUGAGGUGGAUGAAUUUUCAACUUAAGAAAGGAGGAUACAAAAAGACAGUAACAAAUUUCUCUUCUGACAUAAAGGAUGCAGAAGCAUAUGCUUACCUUUUAAAAGUCCUUGCACCUGAGCACAGUAAUCCAUCAAUAUUGACGGUGAAAGAUUCUUUAGAACGAGCAAAGUUGGUUCUUGAACAUGCAGAUAAGAUGGGUUGCAAAAGAUACCUCACAGCUAGGGAUAUAGUGGAAGGUUCACCAAAUUUGAACCUUGCUUUUGUUGCUCAUAUCUUUCAGCAUAGGAAUGGGCUGUCUACGCAGACGAAGCAGAUAUCUUUUUUAGAGACAAUGCCAGAUGACGCCCAAAUUUCCAGGGAAGAGAGAGCAUUCCGUUUAUGGAUAAACAGCAUGGGGCUUUCAACUUAUAUCAAUAAUGUCUUUGAGGAUCUUAGAAAUGGGUGGAUUCUUCUUGAGACGCUAGACAAGGUGUCCCCAGGAAUUGUUAAUUGGAAGAUUGCAAAUAAGCCUCCAAUUAAAAUGCCAUUUAGAAAAGUAGAAAACUGCAAUCAAGUUGUCAAAAUAGGGAAGCAAUUGAAGUUCUCCCUGGUCAAUAUUGCUGGAAAUGAUAUUGUGCAAGGGAAUAAAAAAUUGAUAUUGGCUUACUUGUGGCAACUGAUGAGAUACAAUAUCCUUCAACUUCUAAAGAACUUAAGAUUCCACUCAUUUGGAAAGGAAAUCACCGAUGCUGAUAUUUUGCAAUGGGCAAAUAGCAAAGUCAGAAGUUCUGGGAGCCAGUGUCGCAUGGAUAGUUUCAAGGACAAGAGUUUGUCGAAUGGAACAUUUUUCCUGGAGCUUCUCAGUUCAGUGCAACCUAGAGUUGUGAAUUGGAGUCUUGUUACCAAAGGAAUCUCCGAGGAGGAGAAAAAGAUGAACGCAACGUACAUCAUUAGCAUUGCAAGGAAGCUUGGAUGUUCCAUAUUUUUGCUUCCUGAAGACAUCACUGAGGUGAAUCAAAAGAUGAUCCUCACUUUAACUGCAAGCAUAAUGUAUUGGUUCUUGAAACAAGGUGGCGAUGACAAAGCUUCGGUGAGUUCAGACAGCGAAAACAGCAGCCAAUCAGAGGUGAUUUCGAACUCGACGACCGAUGACUCAGCCUCCGAGUCAUCAGCAGAUGAAAAUGGUAAUAUGUAAAUCAAAAGGCAUCAUACAAAAAUUCCAAAUGAUGAUUACAUUUUUUUAGUUGUUUAAUUUUCAGUUGGAAUUUGUGAAUUGCAAAAGAAUGUGUAUUGGCUAAAAAUGGUGCAUUAUAGGAAGAAGAAACAAACCAAAAGUGCUUUUUUUAAAAAAGGAAAAAUUUUUGCUUUCUGUAGAAAGCUGCGAUCUAUGUAUAGUUCAGUUCCCUCUUCCCUCUUCCCUGAUCAGUUCUUUUCAACAAAUAUUUGUAUUAUGAAUUUGAUUUUUUUUUUCUUUUUGGGGUUUUCAGUCAUAUAUAGUAUCUAUUAAUAUU
Benincasa hispida (wax gourd) is the source of this 2611-nucleotide messenger RNA. RefSeq names its product Actin binding Calponin homology (CH) domain-containing protein. Gene Ontology annotation, cellular component: actin filament; cytoplasm; actin filament bundle. Lineage: Eukaryota; Viridiplantae; Streptophyta; Magnoliopsida; Cucurbitales; Cucurbitaceae. Gene Ontology annotation, molecular function: actin filament binding. Gene Ontology annotation, biological process: actin filament bundle assembly; actin filament network formation. The record is from RefSeq and is a predicted model, not a curated record.